Molecule: messenger RNA, 3063 nt
Organism: Exophiala oligosperma
Lineage: Eukaryota; Fungi; Ascomycota; Eurotiomycetes; Chaetothyriales; Herpotrichiellaceae
Exons: 5
Coding region: 641-1801 (386 amino acids)
Source: RefSeq, a predicted model, not a curated record
CACCAAUGGAGGUCCCAUCCCAACUUUUUUUUUCUCAUCUCCUCUCACGCACCUCGAUUACAUACCUUCAUCUCGAGUCCCUCUCCUUCUCCUCCUCCUCCCUCCCUUCCUCCGUGUCGCCUGCUGCCAUCUCGAGCGGUACAGGCUCUGUUGGCCUUUUGUUUUCGACUUCUGCGCAUCAUACGACCAUCUCGGUCUGUCAGCGGACUUCCCCCCCUCUAACUGUAAGUUCUCGGUCGACACCUUAUUCUUCGUUCCUCAUUUCCCCGUGGUGCCUCGGGCAAUUCGACCGAUUCCACCGUCUCCAUCAUUGGCUCGAAUCCAGCCGAUCCCUCGAAAAAUAUCACUUCUCUCCCCACCUAACCUUCGCACCAAAAUCAUCCAGACAAUACACCACAUGUUCCACCCCCUCUCCCAUUCCACUUGCAUAUCUCCUUCUACUCGUACCAAACAUCUGGCCAGUCGCGUACCAUAUCAUUUGUCUUGACCGUCGAAGGUGCAAUAAGACUUAUUGGUUCUCGAAUAGUUUGCUUCUGUCAAUAUUCGUUACGCCAAUUGCGCCUUUCCGACCGGAACUUUAUACCACGAGUUGCCCCAUUACCCGCGGCCAACAAGUCCAUAAAUUUACCUCCUACAAACCAUGUCGUUCUACGAGCCACAAGGAUGGCAGGCGCCUGUACGGCAAGCAUCUUGGGAACAGCCUCCACCACCAUCAAGAUCGGAAGCUGCAAGCUCUGCAUCUCAGCACGAGGAUAGCAAUGCCUUUGCCACCCAAUUUGAAGAGGUGGACCGAGCUAUGGAUAACCUCGUCAAGAGUGGUAAAUUUUACGCUGGCAUGUCUCGGCCAAACCCGGCCGGACCCAACGUACGCCAUGGUGGAGGUCACCGCGGCCACGGUGGUCGCCAUUCCAUGGGCGACUUCGACCCUUCUCGUCCUCACCCAGGCUCCAACCUGCAGAGUUUUUACGCAUCCCAAAGACAUCAAGGUCGCCAUAACGAUGGUGAUCAAAUGAUGCAGGCAAAAAGACGGAUGGCCGCACAAAGAGAAAGAGAACUUCGCAAUUACCACCAAGAGCAACAAUUCAAUAGAAGCUUGUUGGCAGAGAUGUCAUCCAAUAAAUCUGAUCGCUCGAUGAGUCCGAGUACCCUGAGUGAGGAAGGCCGACGCGAAUUAAUUGCCCGCCAACAUCGUGCACUUUACGGUGGCGAAAGCUCAGCUUUCAUGGGACAGGUUCCAUUUGGUGAGAAUCAGGCCGGUCCCGGCUCGGAUACCGCACCUGGAGCUGUGCGUGGACAGUCACCACGAGGAAACGACCCUUUCGGUAUGGGAGGGCAAGGUCCUCAAGGCGAAGGCGUUUCUCAAUCUACUGAUAUCUCGCGAGGUGAUAAAGCUAGCUCCCCAGUCGGGCAGCCAUCAGUUGGUUUUGGAGGACUGGAUGCGGCAGUUUCAUCAUCAGGCAAAGUAUCCACGCCGCCUUCAGGAGAAGAAAGCUCUCACUCACGGACCAUCUCAAAAUCCACCACAGCACCCGUAACAGGAGGAGGAAUGGGCCCUAUCGGGAGCCGACCAGGUGGUCAACAAGCACCGAGCCAAUCUCUCAACAAGCGCACGACCUCCCCUCUGCCCUCCUCUCUUGGCUACGGGUUUGUGACCAAUGAACAGAACGCGGAUCGAUCUGGAUCAGCCAACUCAAACGUCAACAAUCAGAAAGAAUCUGGAAACUCGGGCAUGGGGGCUUGGGGCACAGGAAGUGGUGUUUGGGGUUCCAAUAAGAUCGGAACAACAUCUGUGUGGGGUUAAACGACUUUUAUGACGACACGACCAAGAAGAUGAUACGAUCUGUAUAUAGGGAGCUGUGUUGACAGCAUUCAGCAUAUCCUCGGUGUACAGGGCACAAUUGUGGGGAUGGAGUGAAUCGUGUGUGCGUGUGUGUUUUGUUAUGCAUGUCGGUGUCUUCAGGAUGCUUUCUGCAUAGCGCGUAUCGUGUGUGUGGAUGGGAAAAGAAAUACCUCAUGUUCAGUGCGCUUCGGAGCCCACAAGUUGUGGAUAUACAACUCAUUUAUUUUUGCAACCGCAAUCGACGACGAUUUGAACGAACACUAUCCGACAGUCUGGGAAUACAUUUGUGCGGGUACAAAAGGGGUAAGAGUGGGACAAUUUUGUCAAAGUCACAUGGGGGUUUCGGUUUGUUUUUGCUGUUAUUCUCGGGGUUGGGAGAAAAGAGAGUGGUAGUUGGCACAGCAUGGCAUAUUGUUUUUUGGGCUGGCAAAUGGCAAAUGAGAAGGCAACGGUCUGAUCAAAAAAGUACGGAGUGCGAUGGACUUCCUGACUAGGGAAGGGCUUUUGUGGAUGGUUUGUUGCUUCAGCGGGCAUGGCUAUGGGCUGAAACUUUGGCUGCUAUGACAUGGACUCUGCAAAGCAUGGCGUUGUCGGGCUUCGACGUUCGUUUUUGACUGUUGGGAUGUUGAUAUGGGUGGAAAGUAAGGAUAUUGGGACUUGUUUUGCUUUUUAUGGGUCGAGGUCAUGCGCGUAAUUUCCCCUUGAAUUUUUAUACACACACAUUGCUCGGAGGGGGUUUUGGGUCGUUUGGAAUUCAGGAAUGGGGAUCGAUUAGGCACUCGAGGUAUAUCUGAAAUGGCAGAACGAGGAUGAGAAAGAGAGGUCAAAAUUCAAUCAUGUAUCUCUCCAGGAGUCGACAGAACACAGUACGGCUGGGCCAGCAGGUACGAGUACGAGGCAAUUUCAGUUACAAUUGGUUGCAAUCACACAGAUGCCAGCGUAAGUUAUUGGAGUCGGCGGGGAAAGUAUUCGUAUACAAAUGUUCUUUUCCUCUUUGCCGUCUCAAAAAGACACACCUGGGUACGUGCCUACCUACUGGAGGUAUACAAGUCGAAAUGCCGGGGAUGGGUCAGUCAAUCAAAAACCCUCGAAACCUUGACAAUCUUUCUCUUUCUUUGUUGUGUUCCAUCGUGCCUCUAGACCAUGCCUGUGAUACCCUGGGUUUCUUCAAUCAAGCCCAAGGCACACCCCUCCCCUGCGCGUGGCUCAUCCUCCCCAACUCG